Messenger RNA from Phycodurus eques (leafy seadragon), 4264 nucleotides. It is a transcript of the gene sox8a, whose product is annotated as SRY-box transcription factor 8a. Lineage: Eukaryota; Metazoa; Chordata; Actinopteri; Syngnathiformes; Syngnathidae. Gene Ontology annotation, molecular function: RNA polymerase II cis-regulatory region sequence-specific DNA binding; DNA-binding transcription factor activity, RNA polymerase II-specific. Bases 176 to 1588 code for a protein of 470 amino acids. Gene Ontology annotation, cellular component: nucleus. The transcript has 3 exons. Gene Ontology annotation, biological process: negative regulation of transcription by RNA polymerase II; morphogenesis of an epithelium; neural crest cell development. The record is from RefSeq and is a predicted model, not a curated record.
CGCUCGCACGACCGAAUGCCUCCGGGGUGGCAGCCUCGGAUGAAUGAAAACGAACACUAAGUGCGGAAGAUUGCUCCAAAGGAGGAUUGGACCUUUUACGCAGCGUGCGUAAAAGGCGCACCGGCCAGCCUGCUCUCUUUCGUCGGGUUGAAGUGUCGAAAUCGAGGUGAGAAGAAUGCUGAAAAUGACCGAGGAGCACGACAAGUGCGUGGGCGACCAACCGUGCAGCCCCGCGGGCACCAGCAGCUCCAUGUCCCAAGAUGAGUCCGACUCGGACGCGCCGUCGUCGCCCACCGGCUCCGACGGCCACGCCGCAUCGCUGCUCGCCGGCUUGGGCAAAAAGUUGGACUCGGAGGACGACGAGCGCUUCCCGGCUUGCAUCCGGGACGCCGUGUCGCAGGUGCUGAAGGGCUACGACUGGUCCCUGGUGCCCAUGCCGGUGCGAGGCAACGGCUCGCUGAAGAGCAAGCCGCACGUCAAGAGGCCCAUGAACGCCUUCAUGGUUUGGGCACAGGCGGCCCGCAGGAAGCUGGCCGACCAGUACCCGCACCUGCACAACGCCGAACUGAGCAAGACUCUGGGGAAACUCUGGCGUUUGCUUUCCGAGAGCGAAAAGAGGCCGUUUGUGGACGAGGCAGAGCGCCUGAGGGUUCAGCACAAGAAGGACCACCCGGACUACAAAUACCAGCCCAGGCGGAGGAAGAACAUCAAGCCCGGCCAGAGCGACUCGGACUCCGGUGCCGAGCUGGCGCAACAUCAACAACAACAACAACAACAGCAGCAGCAGCAGCAACAACAACAUCAUCAUCAUCAUCAUCACCACAUGUACAAAGCGGAACCGGGGAUGGCGGGACUCGGCGGGCUGGGCGACGGACACCACCAUCCUGAACACGCAGGACAGCCCCACGGUCCACCGACACCGCCCACCACCCCGAAAACGGACGCGCACCACGGCGCCAAGCAGGACCUGAAGCACGAAGGCCACCGUCUGGCCGACAGCGGCAGGCAGAACAUCGACUUCAGCAACGUGGACAUCUCCGAGCUGAGCACGGACGUCAUCAGCAACAUGGAGGCCUUCGACGUGCACGAGUUCGACCAGUACCUCCCCUUGAACGGCCACAUCGCCACUUCCUCCUCCGCCUCCGUCGCCGCCGUCUCCUCGGAGCAGGCCUCUUACGGCGCCCCCUACGGCGGCUCUGCGUGGAAUCGCAAGAGCGCCGUGACCUCGUCGUCCCCCGAGGCGGCCCAGCAGCGCCUCCACAUCAAAACGGAGCAGCUGAGCCCGAGCCACUACAGCGAGCGCUCCCCCUCGCACCCCGACUACGGCACCUACAACAGCCAGGCCUGCGUCACCCCCUCAGCGGCGCCUUUCCCCGCCUCGCAGUGUGACUAUACCGACCUGCAGAGCUCCAACUACUACAACCCUUACUCGGGCUACCCCUCCAGCCUCUACCAGUACCCUUACUUCCACUCGCCCAGGCGGCCCUACGGCAGCCCCAUCCUCAACAGCCUGUCCGUGGCGCCUGCUCACAGCCCCGCCGCCUCCAGCUGGGACCAGCCCGUCUACACCACGCUGACCCGACCUUGAUGGGCGGGAGAGAUGCGUUCCGGUCAAGCACUACUAACGAAGGAAGCGAGGAGCACAACAAGCAAAAGAUUUAAAAAAAAAAAAAAAAAAAGUGCCUGCUGAUUUUCUACAAAAUACUCUAUAUCUUUGCAACACUUUUUACACCAAGAGAACUAUUGGUGGUGCCUCCGUGAGGACGUAUUAUCUCCCGAAACCCUGUACAUUGACCCCGUUAUUUUUUUUUUUUAUGUUUUUUUUAGAGCAUGCACUUAUAGGUGAAACACUAGCCUCUUUCACACAGAGAUCCUGCAAAACAGCUGCAUCAGAGAGGUAAUAGAAAAUCCAGCGUUAAGGGUCCUGUAAAGUGAAACUAAAUUUCUUAGAAAGUGUUCUUAACAACCUUGGAUAAGUGAAAAAAAAGAAAUCGUGAAGAAUCAAGCCGUUGUCGCCGCGGUGGGCGUGUCUGCUCAAUGCGUGAAACCAUGGCCCACUGAAAAAUGGAUGCUACUUCAUCUAGCAAUUUAUGCAUUCAUAAGCCAUGAAUCUAUAUCAGCUAAAAGCCUCCAGUGGCUACAAUACUUCCCACAGUGGAAAGCCCUGCUACGUGAAGCGUUGGCCACUGGCUAGCUUGAGAGCUAACAGGCUUCCGGGGCUCCCUGCGGCCGGCGGACUCAUCCACGACACCUCGUCAUUUGGGCAUUUUAAAUAACGACACACAAGCUGUUCCAAUAAUUCUGGUAUCCAGGGAAGAUUAAUCUUCAGGGUGUAGAUAAUGGUCACUGCAAAAACUCAAAAUCUUACCAAGAAUAUUUGUCUUAUUUCUCGUCAAAAGUCUCAAAACUUUUAGGUGAUGAGUCUUAUUUGAAGGGUAAUCAGAUUCGUUUUGAGACUUUUGAGUAGAAAUAAGACAAAUAUUCUUGGUAAGAUUUUGAGUUUUUGCAUUGUAGGCUUCUACAGUGGGUUAGGGAGGGGCUCAUGUGGGACGCCCAAGUGCAUUACUGGGCUAUGUUUUAGCCACACCCCAAAAAUCUGAAAAAUCGGUUAGCUUCAAAAUUCAGCACUACAUAAUUCUGUUUUCUCACAUUAUCAGCAAUAAUCUUCAUACAUGUCAAAUAUAUUUAGAAAAAAAAACAUUCUGAAUUCAUUUUACAGGGUCUUUAAGUCAUCUUUUUUUCACGCAGAACCCAGUGAAGGUGGGAUUUUGCCACUUUCACACAGUCACACAGCAUGCCUCUGUCCUGACCUUACGGUACUCCCUUAAACAAGCCGCUUUCACACAGAGAGCCUGCAAAAUUGUUCCUUAUGAGCCAUUCAAGUAAAUUCCACAUUAAUCUGCCAUUUCCUUUUGCACAGAAUUCAGCAAAGAUAGAAUAUCGCUGCAACAUUCACACAGCGAGCGAGCGUAUUGGUGUUUGGGAAGUAGUUUGUCAGACAGCAUAUUUUACUUUUAACACAACAGAGCAGGAGAAGGAAGUGUCAGGUGUGAAAUGUGACCUCUGUUUCAGAAUUCUCCAACUUAUUUCACGCAUUGGUCCUGCAAAAGAGCCAAAACGGGUGGCCUCUUUCACGCACAAGUCAGAGCCGUAAAAGUUAACGUAGCAUUUCACACAGACUGAAGCAAAGUGGUAAAUUACUGCAAAUGUGUGCACGUUCACACAGCGACACACUGUCCCGAAAUCAGUAAAUAGGAUGACUCUAAAUUGAAAUAUUUUGCCGGACACUGAUCGUUGCUUUUAACACAACAGGGCAGGAGACGUGAGUGUCGCGUGUGAAACUUUUUAUUGCCUUUUAAGCUUCUUCUUGGACAGAAAUCCCAUCAGAGAUGCUACUCCAAGUGAUUAUCAACCUUUGCUGUUCACACAAUCAGAUAAUUAGAUGAUGAUGAUGAUGAUGACCAGGAGGAUUCAUUGAUUAUCAAAAUAGUUGUUCCAUCCAAAUAAGACAUUUGAAGACAUCUGCUUCUACUUUCAAAGACAAAGAUCAACAUUUUUGAUGAUUUUCUGACAUGGUACAAUCCAAACCAGUGAUUGAAUCAUAAUUUAUUUUAAUGCCCUGUUUUGUUUUUUUCAAUAAAAGGAUCAAAAUAUAUUUUUUAUCCGAUUAAUUGAAGAAAAAUAAUCAACAGGUUAACCGAUUAUUAAAGGAAUCGUUAGUUGCAGCCCUGGAAAACGCGGAUACAUUCAGGCUUGAAAGAUGCUGUGUGAAAAGGGAUACUGACUAAUUUCUGGGACGUGAGAGGUGUACACAUUAAGAAAGAAAUGUUUUUAGUUUCCCUGCAUCAAAGUCUUAACAAAAGCGACUGGUAUGAAUCUUACAGUGUAAAAGUCUUAUAUAUAUAUAUAUAUAUAUAUAUAUAUAUAUAUAUAUAUUUAUGUUCUUACAUUAUUGCUUUCUCUCAUACACAGAUGAAAUGUUUUUUUUUAUUAUUAUUACAAUUUUUGCUUUGAUUAAAACACCUAAAGGAAAGACAUCAUUCCGAUUAAGACAGAAUUCCAGGAGGGGGGGGGAACAAAAAAAAAAACAUUCCUUGCGACAGAACAGGUGUCGGCGAGCUAUGUCCGGCAAAUUGCGAUUAGUCAUGACGGAGGGCUGAAGGAAAUGGGAUAAAAUAACACGGCCUGCUCUGAGUGACGCGUCAGCUGGACGACACAUGGGUGUGUGUAUGUGUGUGCGUGCAUGUUCGAUAUGUAAAUGUUU